Messenger RNA from Miscanthus lutarioriparius, 402 nucleotides. Lineage: Eukaryota; Viridiplantae; Streptophyta; Magnoliopsida; Poales; Poaceae. The record is from the annotation of a GenBank genome assembly.
AUGAUGGCCAUGAGCUACUUCCGGGCGCCGAGGCGGCUCUACGGGAGGAAGCAGCAGCAGCAGCAGCGGGAGAGCGCAGCCCUGCUGGUGGAUGAUGACCAAGGCGAGGCGGCGGCAGCGGCGGGCGCGGUGCCCAAGGGCUACUUCGCCGUGUACGUGGGCGCGGAGUGCCGGCGGUUCGUGGUGCCCACGAGCUACCUCAGCCAGCCGCCGUUCCGGGAGCUCAUGGAGCGCGCCGCGGAGGAGUUCGGCUUCGGCCAGGCCGGCGGUCUCCGCAUCCCCUGCCGCGAAGAGGACUUCCAGGCCACCGUCGCCGCUCUCGAGCAGUCCAGGCGUCGCGGCGGCGGCAGGGCGCGAGGGUCGGCGGCCGGACCGACGCGAUGGGCGCGUGCCAGCUGCUAG